This is a messenger RNA of Linum trigynum, 1550 nucleotides long. NCBI's taxonomy places the organism in Eukaryota, Viridiplantae, Streptophyta, Magnoliopsida, Malpighiales, Linaceae. The record is from the annotation of a GenBank genome assembly.
AGAAACUUAUAAUAUAAUUAAGAUAAUCUAAAAAAAUAUGUAUAUAUAGUUGUUUUGUUUAUUCUUGAAGUUCAAGUCUAAUAGAAGUUCAUCUUGAAGAAUGGAUCCUACUUUGUUAAGUUUGCCUACAAGUUAGCUACAACAGCCCUAGCUAUCACGCAAGAGGAGGCCGACCAGGAGGAUGAUUCGACAGAAAUGGGAGCAGAGGUUGAAUUUUAUGACCUCAUGAAUUGGGAAAGGCUGUGGCGCUUGGUGAUUCCACCAAAAUCAAAAUCUUCGUAUGGAAAAUGGUUCACGACAUCCUAGCUACGGGGAAGAACAUUGAAGGGAGGAAGAGGGAGGCAUAUGCAGAAUGCCCAUUCUGCCAUUUAGAUGAAACCCAAAACCAUAUCUUUCAGGAGUGCCAGUGGGCUAUUCGAGUGUGGCGACCCUCGGAUUUCAGACCACUGUUUGAAUUAGAGCCAAACCAAUCCAUGGGAAGCUGGCUGUGCGAGAUUAUGGAAAAGGUGGACAAUGAUUCCCUAGGUCAAUUGGGAAUGAUUCUGUGGGCUAUGUGGAACGAGAGGAACAAUCAAUUGUUCAACAAAAAGAAGGCAGAAGAGUGGGAAAUUGUGCUUAGGGCGACUAAUUACUGGGAGGAGUUCAAUCAACUUCAAGGCAAGGCCAUAGAGGGGAAGGAGAAGGAACCACGAACCUGGAUUCGACCGCCUGAAGGUUGGAUGAAAGUAAAUGUUGAUGCGGCGGUGCUGGAAGGGGGGAUCAGAAUGGGAGCAGUCGCCAGGGAUUCCCAUGGCAAAUUUGUGAUGGCACCGGUAGGUAGAGAGCGACGGCCAUGGCCGCCGAAACUGGCGGAGUUACGGGCAAUCGAAUUCGGGCUGCAGAUGGUGGAGGAGAAUUUUGGGGCGGUGGUUGUGGAAUCAGACUGCAUGAAUGCUAUCCUCAAACUGAAGAAAAUGGGGAGCUCUCGACUGGAGGAAGGAGUACGUGUACGAGAAAUUCAGGAGAAGGCGAACCAAACCGGACCAGUCACUUGGAGUUUUGGAAGAAGGGAGGGGAACCAAGCGGCCCACUUUAUGGUCCAUCUUAGGUGGAAUUGGGAUAAAACUGAAAAAUGGGUUGGCAGGUCACUCAUCUGUCUGUUAAACUGUUUGGACUCUGAUGCUUUAGCCCAUUAAUAAUAUUUAGAUUUCCUAUAUAAAAAGGUUCAUCUUGAACUUUCCUCAUUGCACUCAAAGUCUCCAGUGUUGUCUUCUCUAAUUGCAUCAAGUAUUUUGGAAGAGCUGAUGCGGCUUUAAGUACUUUUUUUCGCGUGACCAGUUCGAAAGGUGUUGAAUCGUCAUCUCCUUCAUCCUCAAUUGAACCCCCAAUGACAUCAACCACAAAUUCUUUUAACAUUUGUGUCGCGAUACAUUCAUCAUUUACCUGGAUACUCCAACAAAUGACUUACAUCCAUCUUAUUACGAUAACCCAUACCAUUAAUCAUAUCACAUGAACUUGAAAUGUUUGGAAGAUAUGAUGAACGUACAUCAUAAGAAAAACCACUUUAAACU